Messenger RNA from Rangifer tarandus platyrhynchus (Svalbard reindeer), 2814 nucleotides. NCBI's taxonomy places the organism in Eukaryota, Metazoa, Chordata, Mammalia, Artiodactyla, Cervidae. The record is from the annotation of a GenBank genome assembly.
AUGAGUGUCCCUGACUACAUGCAGUGCGCCGAGGACCACCAGACUCUCCUCGUGGUGGUCCAGCCCGUGGGGAUCGUCUCGGAGGAGAACUUCUUCAGGAUCUACAAGAGGAUCUCGUCGGUGAGCCAGAUCAGCGUGCGUGACUCGCAGCGCGCGCUUUACAUCCGCUACCGGCACCACUACCCGCCCGAGAACAGCGAAUGGGGCGACUUCCAGACCCACCGCAAGGUCGUGGGCCUCAUCACCAUCACUGACUGUUUCUCAGCUAAGGAGUGGCCACAGACCUUCGAGAAGUUCCACAUGCAGAAGGAGAUCUACGGCUCCACGCUGUACGACUCCCGCCUCUUCGUGUUCGGGCUGCAAGGGGAGAUCGCGGAGCAGCCGCGCACCGACGUGGCCUUCUACCCCAGCUACGAGGACUGCGCGACGGUGGAGAAGCGCAUCGAGGACUUCGUGGAGUCGCUCUUCAUCGUGCUCGAGUCCAAGCGCCUGGACAGGGCCACGGACAAGUCCGGGGACAAGAUCCCUCUCCUCUGCGUCCCCUUCGAGAAGAAGGACUUCGUGGGGCUGGACACAGACAGUAGACAUUACAAGAAGCGGUGCCAGGGGCGCAUGCGGAAGCACGUGGGGGACUUGUGCCUGCAGGCCGGGAUGCUGCAGGACUCCCUGGUCCACUACCACGUGGCGGUGGAGCUGCUCCGCUCGGUGAAUGACUUCCUGUGGCUUGGAGCUGCUCUGGAAGGGCUGUGUUCGGCCUCUGUCAUCUAUCACUACCCUGGUGGGACUGGCGGUAAAACUGGAGCUCGCAGGUUCCCGGGGAGCGUGCUUCCUGCAGAAGCGGCCAACAGACAUCGACCAGGGGCCCAAGAAGUUCUCAUUGACCCAGGUGCGCUCACUACCAACGGCAUCAACGCCGACACCAGUACGGAGAUUGGACGGGCGAAGAACUGCCUGAGCCCCGAGGACAUCAUUGAGAAGUAUAAGGAGGCCAUCUCCUACUACAGCAAGUAUAAGAACGCCGGGGUGAUUGAGCUGGAAGCGUGUGUCAAGGCCGUCCGCGUCCUCGCCAUUCAGAAGCGGAGCAUGGAGGCUUCGGAAUUUCUCCAGAACGCAGUUUACAUCAACCUUCGGCAGCUCUCCGAGGAGGAGAAGAUCCAGCGCUACAGCAUCCUCUCCGAGCUCUACGAGUUGAUCGGCUUCCACCGCAAGUCCGCCUUCUUCAAGCGCGUGGCCGCCAUGCAGUGCGUGGCGCCGAGCAUCUCGGAGCCUGGCUGGAGGGCCUGCUACAAGCUGCUCCUGGAGACACUUCCUGGCUACAGCCUGUCGCUGGACCCACAGGACUUCAGCAAAGGCACUCACCGAGGCUGGGCUGCCGUCCAGAUGCGUCUGCUGCACGAGCUGGUGUACGCGUCCCGGAGAAUGGGGAACCCCGCCCUCUCUGUCAGGCACCUGUCCUUCCUGCUGCAGACCAUGCUGGACUUCUUGUCAGACCAAGAAAAAAAGGAUGUGACACAGAGCCUGGAGAACUACACCUCCAAGUGUCCCGGGACCAUGGAGCUCCUCACCCUCCCAGAUGGGCUCGCGCUGCCGCCGGUGCCCUUCACCAAGCUGCCCAUCGUCAGGCAUGUGAAACUGCUGAACCUUCCCGCCAGCCUCCGGCCACAGAAGAUGAAGAGCUUGCUGGGCCAAAGCGUGUCUGCCAAGAGCCCCUUCAUCUACUCCCCAAUCAUCGCCCACAGCCGCGGGGAGGAGCGCAGCAAGAAAAUAGAUUUCCAGUGGGUUCAAGGAGAUGUGUGUGAAGUUCAGCUGAUGGUGUAUAACCCAAUGCCAUUUGAACUCCGAGUUGAAAACAUGGGACUGCUCACGAGCGGAGUGGAGUUCGAGUCUCUCCCCGCGGCGCUCUCCCUCCCGGCCGAAUCUGGUCUUUACCCGGUGACGCUUGUUGGGGUCCCGCAGACGACGGGGACGAUCACUGUGAACGGCUACCACACCACGGUGUUUGGCGUCUUCAGCGACUGUCUGCUGGACAACCUCCCGGGAAUCAAGACCAGCGGCUCCACAGUGGAGGUCAUCCCUGCACUGCCCCGCCUGCAGAUCAGCACGUCUCUGCCCAGGUCUGCACAUUCAUUACAGCCUUCCUCUGGUGAUGAAAUAUCUACUAACGUGUCCGUCCAGCUUUACAACGGGGAAACCCAGCAGCUUGUUGUGAGACUGGAGAACAUUGGGAUGGAGCCACUGGAGAAACUGGAAGUCACCUCGAAAAUCCUCACCACCAAAGAAAAGCUGUAUGGUGACUUCUUGAGCUGGAAACUGGAAGAUACCCUUGCCCAGUUCCCUUUGCAACCUGGAAAGGUGGCCACCUUCACCAUCAGCAUCAGAGUGAAGCUGGACUUCUCCUGCCAGGAGAAUCUCCUCCAAGACCUCAGCGAUGACGGCAUCAGUGUGAGCGGCUUUCCGCUGUGCAGCCCCUUCCGCCAGGUGGUGAGGCCCCGGGUGGAGAGCAAGCCCGUGAACGCGGCCGAGGGCGGCCGGCCCGGGGAGCCGGGCCACGUGAAGACCCUGGAAGCUGUCCUGAACUUCAAAUACUCCGGAGGCCCAGGCCACGUUGAAGGGUAUUACAGGAACCUGGCCCUGGGGCUGCAUGUGGAGGUGGAGCCGUCUGUGUUCUUCACGCGGGUCAGUACCCUGCCGGCCACCAGCACCCGGCAGAGCCACCUGCUCUUGGACGUCUUCAACUCCACGGAGCACGAGCUGAGUGUCCGCGCCCGGAGCGACGAGGAGCUCGUCCUGCACGCAGGCGAGUGCCAGCGGUAA